Molecule: messenger RNA, 1048 nt
Organism: Condylostylus longicornis
Lineage: Eukaryota; Metazoa; Arthropoda; Insecta; Diptera; Dolichopodidae
Gene: Tsen2
Product: tRNA-splicing endonuclease subunit Sen2
Exons: 2
Coding region: 311-1048 (245 amino acids)
Biological process (GO): tRNA-type intron splice site recognition and cleavage; tRNA splicing, via endonucleolytic cleavage and ligation
Cellular component (GO): tRNA-intron endonuclease complex
Molecular function (GO): tRNA-intron lyase activity; nucleic acid binding
Source: RefSeq, a predicted model, not a curated record
AUAAUUUGUUAAUAAUAUAACAAUUAUUAAAAAUAGUUUGUUAAUAAUUAAAGUUAAAAUUUAAUUCUGUCUCGCAACCAUAUAUGUAUAAAUAGUUAAAUAGCGAAGAACAUCUGAUUUUCUAUAUUUAGAAUUUUCUUAUAUUUUUUUUUGAUUUCAGUUUUGGGCACCUUGCCCUUGCGUACAUCACUGCAUGUUGAUGUAUUUACUAUAGGUACACAUAUAAUGUACACUAAAAAUUUGUGUUCUAUAUUGAUCCAUUGAUAUGGAUAAGCGAGGAUCAUUUGUAAAAACAAAUAUAUUAUAAAAUAUGACGUACAAAUUAAAGUUGAAAAAGAAAAAGUUUUUCUAUUUAGCAGAAAAAAUAAAAAGUUUGCCAUUUCCAUUAGUCGAAAAGGAAAAGAUAAAUGCAAUUUUUAACGGGUUUUCCGUUGAAGUGAUUGAUAGUUCUAAUUUUUCUUUAAUAUACAAUAAUGGUUGUUUUGGAAAAGGUUCCGCCUCAAGAAGUGCUCCAAAUAUUGUCAGAAGAAAUAAAGAUUUUCCUACCUCCGAUGAAACCGUACAUUCAUGUGAAACUUUAGUUUUGGAUCUAGAAGAAGCAUUUUUAUUGGCUCAUUUUGUUAAAACAUUAGAAAUUACAGACAUUCAAGGAAAUGUCAUAAAUAAUUUCGAACUAUUUGUUAAAUUUUGUGAGUUGAAGCCGAAUUUUAUCAAUUGCUUAGUGGCAUACCUUUAUUUAAAAUACAAUCAAUGGAUAAUUAAAACUGGAAUUAAAUAUGGUGCAAAUUUUUUAUUAUACAAGGAGAAUGUUCGUCUAUAUCAUGCAAGUUUUGUUGUAAUUUUGGCUGAUAACUUACCUUUAAUGACUAGAAGUAUCCAAGUUAUACAACGAGUAGCUGAAUCCGCAGAUAAAGAUGUAAUGGUUUUGCAAGUCAUCAAACCGGUGGACCUAGAUAUCACAGACUUAAAUCAAGUAUUUUCUAGAUUAACUGAGUUCAAAGUGAUCGAAAUAGUUCUGAAAAGGUUUGAUAUAUCUAGAAAUAAUUAA